This is a messenger RNA of Diaporthe citri, 1110 nucleotides long. RefSeq lists its product as uncharacterized. Lineage: Eukaryota; Fungi; Ascomycota; Sordariomycetes; Diaporthales; Diaporthaceae. The record is from RefSeq and is a predicted model, not a curated record. The transcript has 3 exons. The coding region runs from base 1 to 1110 and encodes 369 amino acids.
AUGACAACAACCACGUCGGACCUGGGCUACGUGCCCGGGUACCACGGCGCGGGCCCUCUCACGACAGUCUUUACCACUCCGGACUUUUGCGCAAGCCUUUACUGGACAGACACCGUCACGCCGCCGCUCUCGAGCCUGGUGUGCAUGCCGCCAAAGUUUCACUCAUUAUACGACUACAGCUUCGGUUUUUACUCGCCUGGGAUAUGUCCGACCGGUUACAGCAAGGGCUGCGACUUCCCGAAUGAUAGGGCGCGAACAGACGAUGGCGGGAUGGUAUAUUUUGGAGGGAAUGUGCUCGAUGGCGAGACCGUCAGGGUCUGCUGCCCGAACGGAUACACAUGCCUCCUGAACGAUCCUUACAGCUACUCGAAGUGCGUUCAUACGACCGACAGUUCAGAGAUGGCUUUCGCCCUCCAGGUCCGCUGGCAGGAGUCUGACCUUAGCAUAUUGGCGACCGACCCGACGGUCCCCGGAUCGACCUACUCCGCGCCGUCAACAGCUACAGCCACGCCAUCGACGGUAGAAAGCACGGCGGCGUCCGGGAGCAAUGGCGACACGCCGACCCCUUCGUCGUCUUCCAGCAACACCGUCGCCCAGAACGACGACCCCACCUCGAGGACAGAAAGCGGAAUACCGGCCGGCACUAUAAUCGGCAUAGCUAUUGGCGUGGGAGGGAUAGUCGCCGCUAUCGCCGUAAGCGCGGUUGUUUUCUUCAUAUGGCGGCACCGCAGGAAGAGGCGCGAGAACGGCACCCGGAUCGAGUCCAUGAUGUCUGGUGUUGGCGAUUCCAAAACCUCACCGGCAAAUAGUGAUGGGUUUGCGGCGGACAACAAGGCCGAACUGGACUCGAGGGCGAGGGCCAGCACGGCCGCACUAAGUGAGGCGCCGGCAGACAGAGAUGCCAUAGAGAUGCCGCCGAUGCACAUAGCCGCAACAGAGAUGGAAAUCACCACUACCAACGGCGGAGACUUCACAAAGGGAGUCAGGGGCAUUGGGGAAUAUGGGCCACUGGAAGAGGCGGUCUGUGGCGAGGGCCCAGUCUCAAUCAACACCAAUCUCGAGUUCGUCCACAUCAGCGUCGUCGACAUCGACAACGACGACAGAGGAUAG